GUGAUUCACUCUUGCGUCCAUUCUGGGUCACCGUGCCUUCUCUCACGAGCGAGCGGCUUCAAGAAGACCUCCUGCUGCAAGCGGCGGAACACGGCGUUCUCUGCUGCAAGAAGUUGGGACGAGCCACCGCAGCGAGAAAGCAAAGCCAGUCAUGCGCAGGGUGCGGCCCUCCAGAAGCUUGGCGUCGCUGAGGCUGCCAUCCCUGUUCCGGCCUUCGACAGACCUGGGCUCGGUCAGCGCGACCGACACCCAUAUGCAGAACAUGGUCGUGUUCGGCUUCGGUCGCUUCCAGAGGUUCGUGCUGCUGUGCGCACAGAUCACCACGUUCGUGGCCUACUCGCAGAGCAUCGCCGUAGCCAACGACCUGGAGCCCGUGGACCACUGGUGCCGCCAGGGCAGCGAGUACGCCAACGUGAGCGCCGACGCCUGGAAGGAGCUGUACCUGCCCCGCAGACCGGACGGCCGAGGAUACGACAAGUGCCACCGCUACGAGACGCCACUUGCGGCACCGGUAUCUGCUGCCACGGAGGAUCCCGCAGCGGUAAACUCGACGCGGCUGGUGGUCGCCUGCGACGCGCGGGACUACGACACGGACAGCACGGGAUUUACCGUGCUGGUCUACUGGGACAUGGUGUGCGACCGCGCCUGGUACCGGUACUUGUACCAGGUGACGUUCAUGUGCGGCGGCGCGCUGUCUGUCCCAUUCGCGGGCCUGGCGUCCAACCGCUGGGGCCGCCGGCCUGUCAUGUGGGUCUCGGUGUGCGCCCUCCUGUGCGCAAGCAGCGCCACCUGUCUGGCGCCCACGCUGAUCGUGUUCAUGGCGCUGCGAUUCGUUGCCUCGGCGGCCGUCAGCGUGCUGGAGGUGGUGUCCUUCGUGCUGCUCUUCGAGUCGACUCCCACGGGUCCCCGAGAGCCCUUCUGCGCGCUCGCCAUCUGCUGGCCCACGGUCCUGGCGCCCGUGUUCGUGGUGACGGUCGCGUACAUGGCGUUCAACUGGCGCGUGAGCCACGCGGGUCUCACGCUUCCCGCGCUGUUCCUGCUCUGGACGGUGUACGUGACCGAGGAGUCUCCGCACUGGCUCAUCGUCAGCCACCGCUUUCGCGAGGCCCGCCGAGUGGCCCUGUGGGCCGCCCUGCUGAACGACGAAGACCCCGACAUCGUGAUCGAGCGACUCGAGAAGGUCAAGGAGACGCUGGCGUCCUCCCCGACAGAUGGAAGCUUGGGGGAAGCGGAUGGGGUGGCGGCUGCCGACGCCGUACGGGAAGCGGAACACGCCGCCGGCAUGCGCAGUACGGCACGGCGAACGCAUUUGAGCUACUUCCGGUCGCGGGCCAUGCUGGCCCACUGCUUCGUCGUGUUCGGCUGCUGGUUCAUGGUGAACGUGAACUACUACUUCCGCAGCCUGGACAUGCCGCACCUGAACCUUAUUAAGUGGGUCGUAAUCGCGUGCAACGUGCCAGCCAUGACGAUCGCCUACUUCAUCAUCAGGCACCACGGCCGCCUGACGCCUCUGGUCUUCUUACUGGUGGCCGUGUCGGUCCUGCUGCUCUUCAACACCGUGAUCCGGUUCCUAGGUUUUAACUUCCCGUCACAACUGGCUCUCAUGUGGCGUAUGCUGCUCCUCAACAUCGCCUAUGUCCUGCUCUGCAUACACACCGUGUCGCUGUUCCCGACGCAGGUUCGCAGCGUGGCCUUCUCGUGGGCGUACACCUUCGGCAGGCUGGGCGCCAUGACGGCCGAGGCGUUCCGGGUCGCCGAGUCGGUGCUGCGCUACGACAUGGGCGCGCUGCCCAUCGGCGUGGCGGCCCUGAACCUGCUCGUCUUCUCCCUUCUGCUUCUCACGCUGUCCGACAGGACGCUGCUCGACAUCGUGACGCGCGUGGACACGAUCAACGCCGCCGCAGCGCCGCCGCCGGUGAAGAAGCGCAGGAUCUCGCCGGACUCCUUGUUCCCGAAGCAGUAGAGGGCCUUUGCGUCCCGGACCAACUUUGACGCGCCAGACGCGACAUAGGCAAAACAUUUCGCUUGCGUGGUCAGUAGCCAAUGACUGAGUGACUUUGUCUCCAACUUGACUCCUUCCAUUUGCAUUUACGCGCUUAAAGAAAGUUUAUAUUGCUGUAUAUGUCAACCCUGGAAACUUUUUUUUAUUCUUCGUGAUUUUUGAGUGAAAAUGUGUAAACUAAACGUAUGGCAACCUUAGCCGAGACACUGCCGCCGAGAGUCAACGUUAAUUGCCUAAGUCAUCCUGUGCUGAUCCUCGUCGGCAUCUCGGAUGAUAUUCAGAGGGACUGCUUUCGUCGCGUUGCUUUAUGCUGUGGCUGGUUCAAUUUGCACGCUAUACAUGAGAGGUCAGGUAAUAACCGAACCACUUUGUUUGAACUUGACUACUUUUCGCUGCCAUUGCCGAACAGUUUGUCGCUGUAUGUAGGGGUAACACUGGAUACGCUUUUUUUUUUCGUUCCCUCGUGGUUUCUGCCCGAACAUUGCUGAACGAAAUCUGUAUUUACCUGCGACAUUACCUUAAUUGGGGAUGGUGGUGUUAGAGCGCGCUUUCGUCUCGUUAAUUUAUGGUGUGGCUUGUUGCGCCGCGCACGGACAUAGCAGCGAUCUUCAUACUGCAAUCGCUGCCUUUGAAGAAGUGCAGUUUUGUUUUAGCCACUCUCCUAUUUGAAAUGAUUAUGAACGAAGCUGGCAGUCUUCUCGCUGGGAGAGAACUAACAAGCACGUUAGCUUGCUGAAGAGAUUUCUGUACCAUCUACAGUGUAUAACAUUUUUAGUGUCGACA
Molecule: messenger RNA, 2785 nt
Organism: Dermacentor albipictus
Lineage: Eukaryota; Metazoa; Arthropoda; Arachnida; Ixodida; Ixodidae
Source: RefSeq, a predicted model, not a curated record